Messenger RNA from Mercurialis annua (annual mercury), 973 nucleotides. RefSeq names its product outer envelope pore protein 24, chloroplastic-like. The record is from RefSeq and is a predicted model, not a curated record. The transcript is spliced from 3 exons. Gene Ontology annotation, biological process: regulation of monoatomic ion transmembrane transport. Gene Ontology annotation, molecular function: voltage-gated monoatomic cation channel activity. NCBI's taxonomy places the organism in Eukaryota, Viridiplantae, Streptophyta, Magnoliopsida, Malpighiales, Euphorbiaceae. The coding region runs from base 113 to 757 and encodes 214 amino acids.
AUCUCGAAUUUCUUACAAAUGUAACUGUUUGUAAAGAGUAUUUAGCAGGUGCCACUCCGUUUGCUAAUCAAAACACUUAACAAUGCAGUGAAAGCCCCCUCUUUCAAAUAGAAUGAUAAGAAGUGCAGUCGCCUUUAGAGGAAACAAAGGAGUCACGGGUACCGUCACCGCCACCGCCGGAGAUGUCAGGCUCCGAGCAGUCGUGGGAAACGCCGUUCUCAGCGGCGACGCUUCCACAUUCGACGUCGACGACUUCUCCCUUUCCCUCGAGAAACCCGGCUCCUUCAUUGUCGAUUACGAUGUUCCCAAUCAGGAUGUGCGGUUUCAGUUUAUGAACAGUGUAAAUGUGUUGGAGAAGCUGGUGAAUUGGACAUAUAGUCAUUCAAAGAAUGAAAAUCGGACGGUUUUGGACGGGACUCUCGCUGUUGACCCACUUAAUAAGUUAUAUGCUAGAUAUGAAUUGGGUUCAAGAAACUGUAAGUUGAAGUAUAGCUAUAUGCAUAAGGGAGUUACAGCAUUUGAGCCAGGCUAUGAUUUUGGGAAGAAUUCUUGGGAUUUGGCUGUUUCUCAUAGAGUUAAUAAUGAUGUUAUUAGAGUUUCUUAUGAGUCUCUGAGCAAGGACUUGGGCGUUGAGUGGUCUUGGAAUUCCUUGCUAAACAAAGAGGGAGGUGUAAAGAUUUUGGCCUCUUUGAACCUAGCAGAGGGGCUAUGCAUGCCGAAACUGUCUGCUGAGAGCUCGUUGAGUUUUGAGAUGUAGGACUGCCUGAAAUUGUGUUUCGAUAUACAGAAAAUGAACUAGUUCAGCUCAAAUUGCAGGGUUUAACUUAGCUUUAUCAUGCUGUUAGUCAAUAAAUCCCGCCCAAGAUUCUGUUUUCUAUCCUAUCUUUCCACGCUCAAGUGUAUUGUAUCUGAAUUUGGUUCCAAAAUUCAUAACUGCAAUAACUUGAUCCGUCACUGCCAUUUGGUUCCAAUA